GCUGGAAGCCGCCGGGCUCACAGGUGCUUUACAGGAUGCGGGCGUCCGGCCCCGGCCCCUCCUCUGCGCUGCUUGCCUUCGCCUCCCUGCUGCUCAGCUGGCCCGGCCAAGCCUCGGCAGCCAAGGAGCUCAAGUUCGCCGUGGUAUUAUUUCGGCAUGGAGACCGGAGUCCCAUUGAAACCUUUCCUAAUGAUCCCUAUCAAGAAUCUGCUUGGCCUCAGGGAUUUGGACAACUGAGUCAGCUUGGAAUGGAGGAGCACUAUGAGCUUGGAACCUAUCUAAGGAAAAGAUAUUCCAAAUUCUUGAAUUCUACUUACCACCCACAUAAGGUUUACGUCCAAAGCACAGAUAUUGACCGGACCCUGAUGAGUGCCAUGACAAACCUCGCUGCUCUGUUUCCACCAGAAGGUUCAAGUAUUUGGAACCCCCAAAUCCUCUGGCAGCCUAUUCCAGUUCAUACAGUCCCACUUUCCCAAGACCAGUUGCUGUAUUUUCCUAAUACAAAAUGCCCUCGAUUUAAAAAGCUUCAGGAAGAAACUUUGAUGUCAAAGGAAUAUCAAAACUUGAUUUCUCCAUAUGAGGAUUUUAUAAAUACUUUACCAGAGCUUUCAGGACUCCAUAUCAAGGACGUUUCUAGAAUCUGGACUCAGAUUUAUGAUCCUUUAUUUUGUGAGAAAACUCACAAUUUUACUCUACCCCCCUGGGCCACCGCAGAAACCCUCUCAAAGCUGGAGGAGCUGUCUAAAUUAUCUCUCUUGUCAAUCUUUGGAGUAUAUAAACAGAAAGAGAAAGCUCGACUUCAAGGAGGUGUUCUUGUGAAAAACAUUGUCGAUCAUUUCAAGAAUGUUGCCAAUAAAACUAAUGAGAAAAAACUCAUCAUCUAUUCUGGACAUGAUACUACUAUUGGUGCCCUGCAGAUGGCACUUGAUGUUUUUAAUGGACUACUCCCCCCUUAUGCUGCUUGCCACAUAAUGGAACUACACCUUGAAAAUGGGCAAUACAACGUUGAAAUGUUCUACCGGAAUGACAGCCGGCAGGCUCCUUAUCCCCUCACCCUGCCAGGCUGCACAUCCAGCUGUCCGCUGAAGCAAUUUGUGGAACUGGUCUCCCCUGUAAUGACAGAAGAUUGGUCGAAGGAGUGUUUCAGCCUUAGUAAAGACCAAGUUCUGAAGAUAGCACUGACUGCCUUUUGCCUCUCAUCUGGUAUUUUGAUGGUGUUGCUGUUUAUCCUCUUCCAUUAUGGACCCUGCAGAAAGAGGAACCCCUAUCAUUCUAUUUAAAAGGAUGGUUAAAGAAUAGAGGAGCUAUACUAGUUUCCUGGUAUGACAGAUCUGUUUUUGAUGCAACUUCAAAGAAAUGGCAUUCAUCUCAUGGGGAUAUUUCUGCCUAGACUAAUCUGUUCAAUUCUGUUUAGAGCUUGAAAUGAAAUCACAGCAGUUCAAUAUCUGCCACCAGAUUGACAGCUAAAGGCAAACACAACUUGGUAUUCACCCGUCACCUCAGAGCCAUCAACUGAGACUGACAAUUUUAUCUGGCUAGGUAGGAAGGUGGUUCCCUGAUAAAGAACUGUUGUGUUUCAUACAGGUAAUAUUAUUAUGCCAUCUCACCAAGAGAUCAAAAUGAUCGGUGUAGGGCAUAUUAAAAAUCCAACUUUAGAUCACCUAUUUCUCAAAGAGAGUGGAAAAAUGAGUAGCUGGACAAAGAAUAAGGGUAAAGAAAGCUAGAUAUAGAGGAAUAGAGGAAAGAUGAAAGACUAAAAGAUAGUUUUCAAGAACUAAAGAGCAACUAUAAUUUGUAGAUGAUCUUUAAAAAAAAAAGUUAAGAUGCGGCUAGGAUAUAGAAACAGAAAAUAUAGUUUGAGUUAUAGCAACAGAUUUCUAUUUAGAAUGUUUUCAAAUCUCCAAGAAGAGACUCAACUUCCUUAACUUGGAAUAUUAAUCUUUUAGUUCUAGUUUCAUCCAGUGUGAUGCUAGAAAAGAAAAGGUAGAAGAAUUGGAAAUGUCUGCAAUGAGAAAACAACUAGAAAAUUCAUGUAUCAUGAUUCUGUUUGCAAGACUAAUAUUUAGAUUUUUAGUUUUAUCUGGUUUUAACAUAAGGGAUCAUGCCAUAACAAGAGUUAAGGAUAACUAUGGUUAAAUGGAAAUAUAUUUCAACCUUUGCAAAUUUCAUAUCUUGCAUUUUAUUAUUCUGUAUCUAAGCUCAGCUCUUAUUUUCUUAGUGGUACUUUACCGGCACAUAUUUCUUCAUCUUUAAAAUGAGGGGAUUGGAUUCAAUGACCACCAAGGUCCCUGCUAGUUCUAAAUUUUAUGAUCCUCUGAUUUCAUGUUAAUAAAAGAUUAGCUUUGAACUAUUAAUAGAAUAGCCAAUUCAUGAAUUGGCUAAUGAUUUUUCUGUGGUGGACAUUAAGAUGGUUAGAUAUAGUAUCCUUCUUACCUCAAGGAUAGUAGUUGAAAUAUUUUUAUGAGACAGUGAUAUAGAUAAAAGAGUGUUGGAUUUAAAGUCUAAAGACAUGAGUUCACAUUUUGCUUUGGAAAUCUACUGGCUAGGUAGCCAACCUCUCAGUUUCCUAGGCAAAUCUCUAAGAUUAUAAUAGGAAGGGCUGGUGUGCCUUGUUCAUAAAAGCACCUCCCUGGGAGCUCCCAACACUGAUGAAAUCACAGGUUUUAUCCACCAAAAAGGAAAAAAAAAUCUAUACCAAUUUAUCACAAUUAAAGAUGAAAAAGGAAAAGAUACCUUGGGAAAAUCUGCAUUCAAUUUUUUAACCAAAGAAAUAUCAGAAGUCUAAGGGAUGUGUAGUACUCAGUUUUAGACUUACUAAGCUGUGUGACUUUGAGCAAACCACUUAACUUCUGUGUGCCUUAACCCUAAAAUAAGUAUAAUAAUCAUUUCCUCACAUGUUCUCGUGAGGAUCAAAUGAGAAAAUAUUUGAAAAGUGCUUAACACAGAGUACAUAGUAGGAACUUUGAUAAAUGCCUGUUUUCUUCCUAUCCUAUUUUUCUGCCUCUGUCUAUGUCUCUCUCUAUUUCUCCUUGUCUCUCUGUUUCUCUCUUUUUCUCUCCCUUUUUUCUUCUUUCCCUUUCUCCCUUCCCCACUUUCUCUUGUUAAUUUUUUCAAUUGUCAAAUUUUUUUCCUUCCUCACAUCUCUCCCCACCACUAGAAAAAAAAAGAAACAAAGAAAGCUCAAAAGGCAUUUAGAUCUGAAAGGGCCCUUAGAGUUUGUUUAGCACAAUCCCAUCAUUUUGCAGUGGAGGAAACAGGAACCCUAAGAGGUUAAUUAAGUGACUUAGCCUAAAACCUUAAAUCAGUGGCAGCUUUGCAAUUUGGAGCAGCUAUAUGGCCCAGUGAAUAGAAUGUUAAACCUGGAAUCAGGAAGAUCUGAGUUCAAAUUCGUCCUCAGAUGCUCACUAGUUGAGUGACCUUGGGCAAAUCUUUUAACCUGUUUCAAUUUCUUCCCUUGGAAGAAAUGGACGUCUUGAUAGCACCUCCCUGCUAGGGUUUUUGUGAGGUUCAAAUGAGAUAAUGUUGUAGAGUACUUCAUAAAACUUAAAGCCCGAUGUUAGCUUUUGUAAUUCUUAGAUACUGAGAGUGUGGGAGAGGUAAUGUCUUUUUCUCUCCUCUCUCAUUUCAUGAUAAAAAGAAUUCUAUUUACCAUUUCCCCCUCCCCCAAAAUCCAAUUGAGCCUCCCAUGGAUGAAAAUUAGGUCUGCCCAGAGUCAGUUCAUGGAGCUACAAUGUUGACAAAUGCUAUAAUUAUUUUUUAAGCUUCAUGGCAGAAUGAAAAACCGAUGGUGACAAAUGAUCCAUAACAAUAAACCAAAGAGAACAAAUGCAUCCUCUAACAUUUGUCAGAACACAAACUGAUCACAUGGCUUCCAGAUCCAAUUUCUCAGAGAUGAUCUAAAUUGGCUACACUCACAAAAGUGACUUUUUUCAGAUGCAGCCAAAAUGAUAAGGUUCUUAGGAUAUUAAUCAUCUAUCUUUGCAUCAUAAUAAAUGCUGCCCACAAUACAAUCCUCAGAACUUCAGCAAGCACAAUUGCUCAUUUUAUGGACAGUCCAGAUAGGUGAUUGAAUAAGAUUAGCAACCAGUGUCAAGAGGGACAUAGUGAGAUUUUAUAAGAGGCUAGAUUGCCUAAAGUAGAAAUAUUAGGGCAUUUUUGAGGAGAAAAAGAAUUAAGUGAGACCAUUAGACAAUUAGUCUAUUUAAGACCAGAAUGAUUACUGAUGGGAAAGUAAGCCUUUUGUCCCCUCAGGGUCAUUGGGAUAUUUCAGGUGUUCUAGGAAAAAAUCUUAUCACACCUAAUCAUGUUUUCCCUUUUAUACUAGCACCUGCUUUCCCUCCUUUUAGAGACAGCUAGGUAAUAUAGUGAAUAGAGCACUGGAUCUAAAAUCAGGAUAGUCCUGAGUUCAAAUCCAAUCUCAGAUGCUUAUGAGUUUUAUCUAUUUCCCUAGAUAGGAAAGAUCAUGCUGUCUUAGUUUUUUUCUUUCUUUCCUUUUAUUUAUUUUUUUUUGGUUGUUUUUGUUGUUUUUUUUUAAUUAAAGCUUUUUAUUGACAAAACAUAUGCAUGGGUAAUUUUUCAACAUUGACCCUUGCAGGUAGCCUAAUACAUGUUAAAUAUAUUAAAGUAUAUGUUAAAUCCAAUAUAUGUAUACAUAUUUAUACAGUUAUCUUGCUGCACAAGAAAAAUUAGAUCAAGAAGGAAGGAAAAAAUACUAUGAAAGAAAACAAAAUGCAAGCAAAUAACAAUACAGAGAGUGAGAAUGCUAUGUUGUGGUCCACAUUCAGUUCCCAUAGUCUUUUCUCUGAGUGUAGAUGGCUCUCUGCAUCACUGAACAAGUGGAAUUGGUUUGAGUCAUCUCAUUGUUGAAGAGAGCCAUGUCCAUCAGAAUUGAUCAUCCUAUAGUCUUGUGGUUACAUGUACAAUGAUCUCCUGGUCCUGCUCAUUUCGCUCAGCAUCAGUUCGUGUCAGUCUCUCCAGGACUCUCUGAAAUCCUCCUGCUGAUCAUUUCUUAUAGAACAAUAAUAUUCCAUAACAUUCAUAUUACAUUAUUUAUUCAGCCAUUCCUCAACUGAUGGGCAUCCACUCAGUUUUCAGUUUCUUGCCUAAUCUACAAAAAGGGAUGCCACAAACAUUCUUGCACAUAUGGGUCCCUUUCCCUUCUUUAAGAUCUCCUUGGGAUAUAAUCCCAGUUGUCUCAGUUUUUUCCACUUGUAAAAUGGGGAGCAAAACAUGUGGCGAAUACUAGCACCUACUCAUCUCUCUCUCAAGAUUUGUUUUGAGGAUCAAAUGAGAUCAUAUUUUUAAAGCUCAGCACAGUGAUGGGCACAUAGGGGCUUGAUAAAAACUUCUUUCCUUCCUCUCUUUAAAAAACAAUUUUUUUCAAUCAUCAUGCAUUUUUUUCUCCUUCUCAUAUUUUCCCCCCAUUAGAAAAAAGAAAAGGAAAAGGAAACGUUUAUAACAAAUAAAAGCUGUUGAGGCAGAUAGGUGGCACAGUGGAUAGAGCACCAGCCCUGAAGUCAGGAGGACGUGAGUUCAAAUUUGACCUCAGACACUUAACACUUCCUGGCUGUGUGACCCUGAGUAAGUCACUUAUAAUAAUAAUAAAGCUGUUGAACAAAAUUAUUCCCUCCUCUCUCCAAGCUUUCUGCCCCGUCUUUGUCUUUUUUCCUAGUCCUACCUUUGCUUGUGUUUUGGGAAAUUUCCAAGUAAUAAUAACUCAAAUGUAUUUAGCACUUGAAGGUUUGAAAAUUUCUAUAUGUUAUCUCGUUUGAUCUUCCUCACAACCUUGGGGAGAUAAGUGUUACAGCCCCAUAUAGCCAAUGAGGAAAGGGAGAUCCAGAGAUGUUAAGAGCUUUUUCUGGGGUCCCAUACUUGUAAGUAUCCAAAAAAGGCCUCCCUACCCAAUUCCUAGACUCCCCACUGUACACCUCACUGCUCUCCAAACAAAUAAACCAUUUGUGCCAUAGAAUCAAAGCAUCUUUUAGACCGAGUUUGCUCUUUGUAAAGAAAUAAACUUAAUUAAGUAAAAUGUUUUGUUACAUGUAAAAUGACAUUUCAAUUUAUAGAAUUGAAGAAAUAAAAUGGUCCAUUUCUUUUAUAA
Antechinus flavipes (yellow-footed antechinus) is the source of this 6100-nucleotide messenger RNA. It is a transcript of the gene ACP3, whose product is annotated as acid phosphatase 3. The transcript is spliced from 11 exons. The coding region runs from base 36 to 1280 and encodes 414 amino acids. Gene Ontology annotation, cellular component: lysosome; plasma membrane. Lineage: Eukaryota; Metazoa; Chordata; Mammalia; Dasyuromorphia; Dasyuridae. Gene Ontology annotation, biological process: dephosphorylation; lysosome organization. Gene Ontology annotation, molecular function: acid phosphatase activity. The record is from RefSeq and is a predicted model, not a curated record.